Messenger RNA from Penicillium samsonianum, 1005 nucleotides. RefSeq lists its product as uncharacterized. The record is from RefSeq and is a predicted model, not a curated record. NCBI's taxonomy places the organism in Eukaryota, Fungi, Ascomycota, Eurotiomycetes, Eurotiales, Aspergillaceae. The transcript is spliced from 2 exons. Gene Ontology annotation, biological process: transmembrane transport. Bases 1 to 1005 code for a protein of 334 amino acids. Gene Ontology annotation, molecular function: transmembrane transporter activity.
AUGCCUGGCUCACCAGAUACAGAAGAGGCCGAUCCUUUGUUGCUUGAAUCAGAAAGUGAAUAUCGCAGUAGUCUCGAGUACUCACGAGACACGGUGGACUUCGACCGAAAUGGGGACCCAGAAAAUCCACUUGAGUGGCCCGACUUCUAUAAAUGGGGGAUCGUGGCCUUGUUGUCCCUUAUGGGCUUCACAAUCACAUUCACCUGCAUCUCGGUAACCCCCAUAGCAGGCCAUAUCAUUGAUGAUCUCAACGGUAGCAAAGGGGCUAAAUCUGCCACUGUUAUGCUUGUCACAAUAUGGGAGCUAGGCGAGGCAGUAGGGCCCUUUUUCAUUGCCCCGCUAUCUGAGAUAUUUGGACGCUAUCACCUUUACUUGACUAUGAACACGAUGUUCAUUGUGGCUACCUUGUUUGCGGCUUUAUCGCCCAGCACAGAACUGCUUAUCGUUUCACGCGCUCUGAUGGGUAUUUCAGUAGCGUCCAACGUACUGAGCCCUGCCAUUAUCGGUGAUAUGUUCAUUCCAGAACAAAGGGGCACUGCUCUUACUCUGAUAAUGUUCACUCCCCUCAUCGGUGGUACCGUGGGUCCGGUUAUUAGCGGUGCUAUUCUGCAGACUCUAGGCUGGCGCGCUAUCAUUUGGAUUAGCGUUGUGAUGGCGAGCAUUUGUCAGAUCUUGUUCUUAACCUUCUUCCAAGAAACAUAUAAGGUCCAAAUCCUGCGCCGGAGGGCGGCUUGGCUGACUCUUGAAAUUGGGGGGUUCGAGAAGAACAAGCGUCCUACGGUGGACUUGGCGAGCUUUCGAGACUCGAUCAUGCGCCCAGCGGUGGUUCUACUCAACUCGGGUGUUUUGGUGGCUCUCAUACUGUUUGGAUCUUUCAUUUUCUCUCAUUUCUACACUGUAACCACAACACUUCCAGAGAUUUUGGAGGAUAUUUAUGGACUAUCGCCAACUGCAACAGGUCUUGUUUUCAUUGCAAAUGGUGAGAUUGCUACAGCUGCCCCGUGA